UUGUCCUAUCAGAGUAUUGGGCAAGUUAUCUCCCUUGUUAUCAGUAAUCCUUGCUUAGUACAGAAGUCAUGGCAGCUGUGGCCGAACGUCGAAUUGGAGCCGUCAUCGGUUCUCUUGUUGCUGAUGCUGCUGUGCAACCAAUUCAUUGGAACUACAACAAAGAAAAGUUGACUGCUUUACUGAGUACAAGAAGUGAUUGGGAAUUCUGGGAACCAUCACAGAAUCCAUUCUAUGUGCAAAAGACUGGCAAGCAAACCUGUUAUGGAGACCAAAAUUUUGUUGUUUUGAAAUCCCUUGUGGAAAAUUCAGGUAUCAAUGCAGAUCAUUUGAAGAAAUCUCUCUAUGAAUAUUUUGGUGCCGGUACUGCUUAUGACAACCCAAUUUGGUCUGGUGGUCCGAAAAACUUACCAAUUAAUGGCUGCUGGAGGAAUGGUUCUAUUCGAGAUUUCCUCAAGAAUUAUGAAGAGAAGAAGCAAGAAACAGGUUCUGAAUCUGAUGAACAAAUAGACUGUGUUCUAAGAAUUAUUCCUGUUGCUGCUCUCUAUGCUGGCCAUCCUCAACUUCUAGACAAAGUCGAACAAGUCGUAAGACUCACCCAAAACAAUGAUGUUGCUGUUGCUUUUGGAUUGUUGGCAGCUCGAUUGUUGGAGAUUUAUAUCCUGAAUGGUCCAACAGCUGAUGUCAUUGGACAAUUAAGGACUCAACUGACCGACCCAAAAAGGAGCUCUCCAAGUGACCUUGACACUGCCUUAGUGUCUCAUCUCCAGAAAGUGGUGCAAGUCAAAGACCAACCGCAUGUUGAUGUGGCUUGUAAUGUCUUCAAGAACAACUGACAUUUGCCUUAUGCUUUCCAAUCUGCCAUACAUGGGUUGCUGUGUAGCCAUGACUUUGUGAGUGGCGUGAAGACCACAAUGGAAGCCGGUGGUUGUAAUGCCUCAAGAGCAGGGAUCAUCGGUGCUUGCAUGGCAGCACAGUAUGGAGUGGAAAGCAUUCCUGAGAGCUGGAGGCAGAAAACUCUUCUUAUUGAAGAGAUCAAGAGCCUUGCAGCAAAACUGGUUGCUGUUGAAAUUUAAGUAUAUAUACACACAUCUCUUUGAUGAACUAAACAUCCAGUGUUAUUGAUCAGAAACAUCCAACACCAUUCCUAUUACUCUCUGAAUUAUGACAGCCUUGUGGAAACCUCGGAUAGCAAGUCUUGAAGCCUUUUGCAUAUGGAACAAUAGGAAUGUUGUUUGAUAGACAUCAAUGCUACUGGUACAUUAAAACAACAUCAAAGGAAAUAGGCAUACAUGGUUUCAAUUUUGAUAUUUUAUUAUUAUUGUUUCCAACAUUCUUUUCAAAGAACCUAUGAGAAUCUUGUUGAAACCUGAAUAAAAUGGAAAACAAGAUUUGAUGUCUUUUCUUUUGGCAAACUAUGUUGGAAAGGACAAAAUUGAUUCCUAUAUAACUAGUGUGCUAAAAAUUAUUAUAAUAAUGAUAUUACUUGAUUUUUUAUUGAAAUAUCAGCUUCAUCUCUCCAUUUCACUUCUUUUGUCAACCCUCACUUUUUUUAGGACUGUAAUUUCCAAAGAUUAGAAUACUAUUUUUUUUUUUUCUCACAUAUUCAGUUUGAAAUUUCAAAUUUAGGAAACUGUCGUGUUUCCAUAAAUUAAAAUCAAGAGGGGAAAAAUUUGAAUCACAAAUUUUUUUUAAAUGUAUAAUUGAAAUCUGAACUUGAAUUUGGAUUUUAAAAAAUACCAAAAUAUCAAAUUUGGCCAUCAAAAUCCUAUUUUGGAAUUUUAGAGGAUUAUCCAAUUUUGGUUUUUAAAAUAGUUUUUUCACUUUAUUUAUUUAAUUUGAAAUUUUAAGUUGUAAUAUAAGAAACUAAAAAUUAAAUCUGAAGUUAUUAAAAAAAGUAAACUUUUUUUAUUGAAUUUCAGUUUUAGAAAUUCAACCAAUUUUGAUCUAUUAAAUUAAAAACCAGAACCCCUAACGUCAUAGUUAAUUAUUAGCUCAAGAGGUAUCUUGCUGCUCAGUACUAUAAUUAUUCUGACAUAUUUAAAAGAAUUUAACUAAUUAUGUUAUAACUAAUUACUAUUUUCAUAUAUAUAUAUAUAUAUAUAUAUAUAAAAUAUUAUGUCAAUGAUAGGUAUAUAUGUGCUCAGGUUGACUUCCUGCCUAAACUCUAACUGCUGCUUAAAAUGCUAUAGCUGCCUAAAUGAUGAUUGGCUUAUUUCAAACGAGCUGGUAUGUGUAUGAUAGAAUAAAGUAUAGAUAUGCAAACAACUGGUAUCAGAUUGGAUUAAGACAUUUAUUAUUUUUAUGCAACUUAGAUGGAGGUUUAUAUCAUCAUAUGUCUAACCAGAAGGAAAACAUACUCAAUACAUGUUGUAGAGUUUAUACAUUCUUUCAUCUGAAGCUAAUUGUAAGUUUUAUAACAACAAAGAAUAAUUUUUCAAAAUAUAGAAAGAGAAAACUAAUCAUGUAAUGUAUAUUUCUGAAUAAAAAAUUUGAUAUUACUACAA
Molecule: messenger RNA, 2504 nt
Organism: Octopus bimaculoides (California two-spot octopus)
Lineage: Eukaryota; Metazoa; Mollusca; Cephalopoda; Octopoda; Octopodidae
Product: crystallin J1A
Source: RefSeq, a predicted model, not a curated record